Messenger RNA from Brassica oleracea var. oleracea, 774 nucleotides. RefSeq lists its product as uncharacterized. The coding region runs from base 1 to 774 and encodes 257 amino acids. The record is from RefSeq and is a predicted model, not a curated record. NCBI's taxonomy places the organism in Eukaryota, Viridiplantae, Streptophyta, Magnoliopsida, Brassicales, Brassicaceae. The transcript has a single exon.
AUGGGAGAAACUCUUCCAAGUGACACUGUCACUACUUGGAAUGAGUGCAAGAGAGCUUUCCUAGACAAGUUCUUCUCUACUUUAAGGACAUCUAAGAUCAGGAACGAAAUCUCUGGUUUUCAACAGAAAGGUCUAGAGAGCUUCAGUGAAGCAUGGGAGAGGAUCAAGGGCUAUUGGGCUCAAUUCCCUCAUCAUGGUUUCAGCAAGGAGAGUUUGCUUAGCACCUUCUAUAGAGGAGCUCUACCACAGUGCAGAAACUGGCUUGAUACUGCCAACAAUGGUUUCUUCUUGGGAAGAACUGGGGAAGAGGCAGAUGAACUGGUAGAGAACAUGGCCAAGAUUAACUCAGUCUACAUUGAGGAGCAUGAUAGGAUCAACAGAAGUGAUGAUCAACAGACAAAGAAAGAGCUGAAGUCUCUCCAAGCCAAGUUGGAUCUACUUUUUGUAGAAAAGGCUAAGCAGGAGAAGAUGAACUUUAUUGGUGACCAGAAAAAAGAGGCACCUCCAGUGAUCAAUGAGGUUGAUGGUUUAGAAGGUCAAGAGGAGUUGUGCUUCAUCAAUGCCAAUGGCACAUGGUACAUGAAAGAGCCCAAUUUUCAGUACCAAAACAACUCUCAGCAAAGGCCUUACUACAACAAUCAACAAAGAGGUUACCAAGCCAAGCAGAACUAUCCUCAAGCCAACCAAUCUCUUCAAACUCAAGAAAGCUCUUUUCAAGCUCAAGAUCCAGAUUCAAGUGUGGAUUAUAUGUUCAAGCAACUCUUUGAAUUUUAG